GGGCAUGAAUGAACAGGAGCCGGUUCUCACUCAACUUCCAUUAAACACUUGAGGCAGGAGGGGCAGAAGUUGCACGCUGCAGGCGGGAGGGAGCCGGUCACUAAGGCCGGCGACGGGAGUGCGGGAGCCAGGCGCAGAGGGUCAGCCGAGAGGGCGGAGUGCGGCAUGGAGCGCCAGGCGGCCCGCGCCUGCCUCGCCCUGCUAUGGGGCUGCGCGCUGGCCGUGGUCGCAGCCGCGGCGGCUCAGGGCAAGGAAGUUGUAUUGUUGGACUUUGAAGCAGCUAAAGGCGAGCUCGGCUGGCUCACGCAGCCAUAUGGCAAAGGGUGGGACCUGAUGCAGAGCAUCAUGGACGACAUGCCCAUCUACAUAUACUCAGUGUGCAACGUGAUGGCUGGCGACCAGGACAACUGGCUCCGCACCAACUGGGUGUACCGUGGUGAGGCCGAGCGCAUCUUCAUUGAGCUCAAGUUCACUGUCCGAGACUGCAACAGCUUCCCCGGUGGCGCCAGCUCCUGCAAGGAGACCUUCAACCUCUACUACGCCGAGUCUGAUGUGGACUAUGGAACCAACUUCCAGAAGCGACAGUUCACCAAGAUUGAUACCAUUGCGCCCGACGAGAUCACUGUCAGCAGCGACUUCCAGGCGCGCCACGUGAAGCUGAAUGUGGAGGAGCGCUCCGUGGGGCCCCUCAGCCGCAAGGGCUUCUACCUGGCCUUCCAGGACAUCGGUGCCUGUGUGGCACUGCUGUCUGUCCGCGUUUACUACAAGAAGUGCCCCGAGCUGCUGCAGAGCCUGGCCAGCUUCCCUGAGACCAUAGCUGGCUCUGAAGCGCCCUCCCUGGCCACCGUGGCUGGCACCUGCGUAAACCAUGCUGUGGUGCCACCUGGGGGCGAGGAACCCCGCAUGCACUGCACAGUGGAUGGUGAGUGGCUGGUGCCCAUCGGUCAGUGCCUGUGCCAGGAGGGCUACGAGAAGGUGGAGGAUGCCUGUCAAGCCUGCUUGCCUGGAUUCUUCAAGUCCGAGGUAUCUGAGAGCUCCUGCCUGGAGUGCCCUGCACACACACUGCCCUCCCUCGAGGGCGCCACCUCCUGCGAGUGUGAGGAGGGCUUCUUCCGGGCUCCGCACGACCCACUGGCCGAGCCCUGCACACGCCCGCCCUCCGCCCCACACUACGUCACAGCUGUGGGCAUGGGCGCCAAAGUGGAGCUGCGCUGGACGCCUCCCGAGGACAGCGGGGGCCGUGAGGAUGUCGUCUACAGUGUCACCUGCGAGCAGUGCUGGCCCGAGUCGGGCGAGUGCGGGCCCUGCGAGGACAGUGUGCGCUACUCGGAGCCGCCACAUGAGCUGACCCGCACCAGCCUGACGGUCAGUGACCUGGAGCCCCACAUGAACUACACUUUCUCCAUUGAGGCCCGCAAUGGCGUCUCAGGGCUGGUGGCCAGCCGCAGCGUCCGCACCGCCAGUGUCAGCAUCAACCAGACAGAGCCCCCCAAGGUGAGGCUGGAGGGCCGCAGCACCACCUCGCUGAGCGUCUCCUGGAGUCUCCCCCCGCGGCAGCAAAGCCGUGUGUGGAAGUACGAGGUCACCUACCGCAAGAAGGGGGACUCCAACAGCUACAACGUGCGCCGCACCGAGGGCUUCUCCGUGAUCCUGGACGACCUGGUUCCUGAUACCACCUACCUGGUCCAGGUGCAGGCACUGACGCAGGAGGGCCAGGGUGCUGGCAGCAAGGUCCAUGAAUUCCAGACGCUGUCCACGGAAGGAUCUGGCAACAUGACGGUGAUUGGCGGUGUGAUCGUCGGUGUUGUCUUGCUUCUGGUGCUGAUUGGAAUCGGCAUCUUCCUCCACCGCAGGAGGAGGAAUCUGCGAGCCCACCAUUCCUCAGAGGACGUGUACUUCUCCAAGUCAGAACAACUGAAGCCCCUGAAGACAUACGUGGACCCCCACACAUAUGAGGAUCCCAAUCAGGCUGUGCUCAAGUUCACCACCGAGAUCCAUCCAUCCUGUGUCACACGGCAGAAGGUGAUCGGAGCAGGAGAGUUUGGGGAGGUAUACAAGGGGAUGCUGAAGACAUCGGGGAAGAAGGAGGUGCCUGUGGCCAUCAAGACGCUGAAAGCUGGCUACACAGAGAAGCAGCGCGUGGAUUUCCUCAGUGAGGCUAGCAUCAUGGGCCAGUUCAGCCACCACAACAUCAUCCGCCUGGAGGGUGUCAUCUCCAAAUACAAGCCCAUGAUGAUCAUCACUGAGUACAUGGAGAAUGGGGCUCUGGACAAGUUUCUUCGGGAGAAGGACGGCGAGUUCUCCGUGCUCCAGCUGGUAGGCAUGUUGCGGGGCAUCGCAGCCGGCAUGAAGUAUCUGGCCAACAUGAACUAUGUACACCGUGACCUGGCUGCUCGCAACAUCCUUGUCAACAGCAACCUGGUCUGCAAGGUGUCUGACUUUGGCCUGUCCCGCGUGCUGGAGGAUGACCCUGAGGCCACCUACACCACUAGCGGAGGCAAGAUCCCAAUCCGCUGGACAGCCCCGGAGGCCAUUUCCUACCGCAAGUUCACCUCGGCCAGCGACGUGUGGAGCUAUGGCAUUGUCAUGUGGGAGGUGAUGACUUAUGGCGAGCGGCCCUACUGGGAGCUGUCAAACCACGAGGUGAUGAAAGCCAUCAACGACGGCUUCCGGCUCCCCACGCCCAUGGACUGCCCAUCCGCCAUCUACCAGCUCAUGAUGCAGUGCUGGCAGCAGGAGCGUGCCCGCCGCCCCAAGUUCACUGACAUCGUCAGCAUCCUCGACAAGCUCAUCCGAGCUCCCGACUCCCUCAAGACGCUGGCUGACUUCGACCCCCGGGUGUCCAUCCGGCUGCCCAGCACCAGUGGCUCUGACGGGGUGCCCUUCCGCACCGUGUCCGAAUGGCUCGAAUCCAUCAAAAUGCAGCAGUACACGGAGCACUUCAUGACAGCCGGCUACACUGCCAUCGAGAAGGUGGUGCAGAUGACCAACGACGACAUCAAGAGGAUCGGGGUGCGGCUACCUGGCCACCAGAAACGCAUCGCCUAUAGCCUGCUAGGGCUCAAGGACCAGGUGAACACGGUGGGGAUCCCCAUCUGA
Trichechus manatus latirostris (Florida manatee) is the source of this 3099-nucleotide messenger RNA. It is a transcript of the gene EPHA2, whose product is annotated as EPH receptor A2. The record is from RefSeq and is a predicted model, not a curated record. Gene Ontology annotation, biological process: ephrin receptor signaling pathway; protein phosphorylation; axon guidance. Bases 166 to 3099 code for a protein of 977 amino acids. Gene Ontology annotation, cellular component: dendrite; plasma membrane. Gene Ontology annotation, molecular function: ATP binding; transmembrane-ephrin receptor activity; protein binding. The transcript has 17 exons. NCBI's taxonomy places the organism in Eukaryota, Metazoa, Chordata, Mammalia, Sirenia, Trichechidae.